Chaetomium fimeti is the source of this 4509-nucleotide messenger RNA. RefSeq lists its product as uncharacterized. The coding region runs from base 1 to 4089 and encodes 1362 amino acids. Gene Ontology annotation, biological process: protein phosphorylation. Gene Ontology annotation, molecular function: protein kinase activity; ATP binding. NCBI's taxonomy places the organism in Eukaryota, Fungi, Ascomycota, Sordariomycetes, Sordariales, Chaetomiaceae. The transcript has 10 exons. The record is from RefSeq and is a predicted model, not a curated record.
AUGGAGGAACGACGGCGUCUUGCGACGCCGGAGAUAACCCGAUGGGUCAAAAAGAUUAAAAAAGAGAUGACCAGGUCCCCCCCGUUGGGGGGCUUUCAAGAGCCGCCAGCGGACUUCCGCCACGGCUACGUCCUGCGCCUCCGGCUUUCUCGCCAUGAGCGAGAGAUGCUGGAGGUGGCAGCAGCCGACGAGGACCACCGUUGCUCUCCCCUCCCCGCCCUCGGCCAGCCCGGUCUGGCCAAGCAGGUCGCUGUCCUGCUUUUCCUUCGGUGGUCCUUCGCCCACCACACCCUCCGCGAGAUGCUCCACCAGUUGGGGGAGGCGGAGACCGACUCGGACAGCGAGUCAACCGAGUUUGGCGAAACCUCGUGGGGGUGGUACGCCGUCGACAGGAAGAGCGAGAAGGAGAAGCGGUAUCAGUCCGCCCUGCUCAUGUCGUUUGCCGUUGGGCUGGCAACACGACUCGACAACGCCCUCCCCUUCGACGCUCGCAGAGAGCGGGUGAAGGAACUGCUCUCCGAUCCAGAGAACGAAGAGUUCUGGGACAACUACCAGAACUGCCACGCGUCCAUGGCCAGCGAGUUGGACAAUGACUAUCCGGAGAAGUUCGCCGUCGCUCCCGUCCCGGAGGACGAAAACAUUUGGCUCAAGCUCGCCAACAAGGUCAUCAAGAUGCAUCAUGUCAUGCGCAAGUGGCCUGGAGUUCACGAAGCCGCGGGUUUCGCUGCCCAAUCUCUCGGAAUCCACAAUAUAGGCCCCGGGUACCCCUUCGACGGCAUCUGGUUCAGAGGUUUCCUUGCCGCCACCUCUCAGGCAACGGCACACCGCGGUAGACCCAACGCCCACUCCCACUGGGUCCGUCUCCAGAACGGCACAACUCGCCCCGACAUUCGGGCUUUCCUGGACUUCGACAGGUUUCGUUAUUCGGUCACGUACCCUCAGUACGAAGAGGAGUGGGUCGAGACCAUUUACGCCUGGGUCGAUGGUGCCGACGUUUGGGACGUAUGGACGUUUUUAAGAAUGAUCCACUGCGCGUCAACUUCCCGAGACAUUACGCCCCGGGAGCAUAGCCUCCUGCGCGUGGCGCUCUACCAAGCAGGACCCCCCAACCUUCUGAAGGAGUGCUCUCCUUCCAUCCUCCAUCCUAAGGACUUUGUGGACGUUGCCCGCUACAACUCGCCCGACUACCAACUCCGCCCCAUCACUUCCCAGAACACCAUCGCGGAGCUCCUCGAGAAGGCUGGCCUCGAGGCGACCGGUAACUGGGAUCUCGUGUCCCUGAAAGCGAUGAAGGAGACCACGUCGUUGCCCGACCAGCUAUGGAGCCUGGGAGGCCAUUACCGACAUGUAUUUUACCUCACUGAAGACGUAACAUCACGCUACCUUGGUAAUAACCGUGACUUGCUUUGUCUGAACAUCCCCAGCAAAUGCGACCCAUGGGAAUGUCCCGGACACUGCAACACUCACGAUGGAGUCGAUGGUCGGGUCGUGUUUGCCCGUCGCAGGUUGGAUCCCGCCUUGUUGUCCAAGAUCCUGGAGCGUUACUGGAUUGACUGGAACGACUGCAUGCUCAUAUUUGGACGCGGUAACGACGGUCGUGGCAACCUCAUUGACGGUAGCUCCAUCUAUCUACUCGAGACCCUCCCCGGCAUCAAGCUUCGCGACUUGAAGCGAAAGACGAGUGCCGAGGCCCGCGGUCUCGCCUCAGCUUGCCUUUACCUCAACCUGAAGCUUGAGCACCAAUACGAAGGUAACUUGGGCCGCGAUACGCUAAAGAGCAUCAUGCGAGAAAGGUACCAGCCUCGUUUCAGCGACUUCACCUGCCUGCUCCAACGCCGGGAGGCUGGUAUCGACUGGACCGAUGCUGUCACUUUUGGCCACGGUCGCUACGGCACAACACAUGAGGUGCCCUGGAAAGUCGGGAGACGGUACGACCAGCUGGGCAAUGUCUCUUGCAACAGAUACGAGACCGGGAUGGUCUUGAUCAGGAUCAUUGCCCAAUCGGAAAAUGAAUCUCGGGCCGCCAGGUAUGACAUGUUUUGCAGUCGUCUCGAGUCCUUCUACGAAUACGUCGCCGGCAACCGCUUCAAGAACGUUGUUCACUUCUACGGCUUUAUGUCGAUCCCCGUCAAGUCCUAUAAAGAUGAUAACGGCAACGAUCAACGGCCGAUACAUUAUCGUCCUAAUUCCAGUGUUCACCGAGACCGGGCAUGGGCGUUUGUGUUUGAGCACACGGAGGGUUCCCUCCUUCAGCUCGUCGGGGACAUGGUCGACGACAGCUAUGAGAGGGAAACUUGGCUCGCCAUCUUCACUUUCCUGCAUGACAUUGGCUCAACCCUGCGCGAUAUGCACGCCACGAUCGGGCCGUACCGUUCCCUCAACCCCGACAAGGUCCUCGUCCGCCUCAAGCGCCCCACCGUCCGCGCCGCCGACUUCAACAUCCCGCACCUGCACGACCGGUACGCCGCACCCAUGGGCACCCCACCAGCCAAUCGCUUCGAAGCCCUGCGACUGGGCAACACCACCCUUCACACGCCAGCAACCGACGCGUACUCCUUCGCGCACUUCGCUCUGCACCUCAUCGACGUGGCCAGCAACGGCCUCUACACGGGCCUGUGCGAGCGGGUGAACGAUCAGCGGGUGGUUUACGUGGAGCUGCUGAAGGGGCUGGAGGAUAUUCUCGCGGCCGAGUUUGACUUGUUGGAGAAGGCCGGUGGCGGUUCUGGGGGUGAUGAGGGUGACGAGCCGCGCACUCGGGUCAUGGACCGCUUCCUGCGGCUGGCGAAGCAGGUGGUGGACGGCAGCGUCGUGCUGGACGGCCAUUACCCCGUCCAGGAGGCGUCGGCCUGGUACCGGUUCUCGACGGCUUUUCCGCGCGUGUGGAAUGUGAUUGGGACGAGAAGGCAUCGUGAGGUGGACUGGUUCCGCCGGGAGAAGGUGCUGCUGUAUUAUAUUUACCGGCCGAAGGAUUGGGGCUGGAAUACGGACGAGCCGAGCAGUGGGAGUGAGAAUGAUGAUGAUGAGGAGGAUAUCUGGGAUGGCUCGGAUGAGGACGACUCGGUGAAGUCGGAUUUCACUGACAUCUACUGGUGGAAGAAGAAGGACGACGAAAAGACGAAGCAGGACGAGCCCAAGCCCAAGCCCACCCCGACCCCCUCGCAGCCCGCGCGCCGCAUCCCGGCGAUGACCACGACCAACCAACCCGACAACCGCCCUCCCCAGCACCAGCGCGAGCACCACCCCCAGAACAACCACCCCCCGCACACCCCCCAGCGCAGGCGCACCCCCAACACCCGCCCGCUCAGCGAUCCCGGCCCCGGCCUCGCCCACACCCAUUACCAUCACCGCCACCGCCAUCAGCGCCCGCGCUCCGCGCCGCCGGCCUCCCCGUCACUCGACGACGCCCACCGCCGCCACCGCCACCGCCACCCGCAGCCGACCUUCUCACACUCGACCGAAGCCGACACCCGCCGUCGCCACUACCAGCACCAUCGCCGGCACUACAGUCAUUACCAGCAGACUCGCCAGAUAUACUAUGAUGCCCGUCGUGAGAGCGGGGGAGUGGGUGGUGGUGCCGCCGAGACGGGGGGGAAUCCGGAUGAGGAGCGUUUUCUGGUUGAGGGGGUUGCUGCGCGCGAUUUUGCGGUGCGCGGGUUCGCUGUUGUUUGGGGUGGGGGCGAGGAGGAGGAGGGGAGGGAGGAGGAGGAGGUGAGAGGUGAGUAUGGGGAUGGCUGUGGGGAUGGGGAGAAGGGUGAGGGUGGGGGUGUGAGUGUUGGUGGGGAUGGGGAUGCCAGUGUCGACGAGGGUGCUAGUGGUGGUCCUAGCAGCGGGGAGGGAGGUGAUGUCCCGACAUUCGAGGAGAGGGCCAAGGAAGGUGUGGAGGGAGAGGAGGAGACGGGCGGGGAUCCGGGUCAAGAGCGCUUCCUGGCCGAGGGGGUUGUUAUGCGUGACUUUGCGGUGCGGGGUGGGGAGGGAAAGGUGAGAAGGGCGGAUGGAGAUGGAUAUGGCGAUGGGGGUGGGAGCGUGAGUGCUGGUGUUGAAUGCCAGGAGGGAGAUGACCGGGAUGAGAUCCUGAGCUUUGAGCAGUGAGUGAGGGAAGGUUGCUUGCGAGGAAGCAAGGUCAGGACGGGAUAAUGCAUGAGAACGAAGGGGUUGUCUGCGGGAGGGUACUGCGGACCUGGGAUAGGACUCCCAUGGGAACACCCAAGAGGUUGCUGUGGUGUAAUGAUCUAAACGCGAAUAGUUAUGCGGCCUAGAAAUCCAAUGCCACGCCAGGACCACACUUUACCUGACGAUACCAAAAGGGGAAAGUGACCACGCAUAAUGGGUAGCAUUGUUGAACACGUCGAACACUCGGUGUAAACCCCUGACUAGCCUGAGUGGCCCUAGAAUUGUUGAGUUAGGUUGGUACUUGUACAUACCUGGCACUGCCAAGAUGAUGCGUGUGGAGAGGUUUGUCUGGACAAGUCAACACGACGCAAAAGCAGCCGACGGGGGUGGUCGGGGGCA